Patella vulgata (common limpet) is the source of this 1527-nucleotide messenger RNA. Its product is annotated as xanthine dehydrogenase/oxidase. Lineage: Eukaryota; Metazoa; Mollusca; Gastropoda; Patellidae. The coding region runs from base 67 to 1527 and encodes 486 amino acids. Gene Ontology annotation, molecular function: FAD binding; iron ion binding; oxidoreductase activity. The transcript is spliced from 12 exons. The record is from RefSeq and is a predicted model, not a curated record.
UGUAGAUGUACUGGUUAUCGGCCAAUACUAGAUGGCUAUAGAAUAUUUUCUAAGGAUAGAUGUGGUAUGGGGGAGAACUGCUGCCAAAAUAAAGCCAAAAACGAUAACAAAACAGAUCAGGAUGCUAAUGUUUAUACAUCACCUUAUGAUCCUACACAAGAACCAAUAUUUCCACCUGAUUUAAAGAUUAAUUUUGAAGAAUAUAACAAGAAAGCCUUGAUGUUUAAAACUAACGAAGUGAAAUGGUAUCGACCGGUGACUUUAACUGAUUUAUUAGAAUUAAAAGAAGAAUAUCCUGAUUCUAAGAUAAUUAUAGGCAACACUGAAGUCGGUAUAGAAUCUAGGUUUAAAAAUAUGAAGUAUUCAGUAUUAGUCAACGCCAGUCAUGUACCUGAAUUAACAGAUAUAAAAUUUACUGAAGAUGGAAUUAAAUUUGGUGCCUCUGUUACAUUAUCUAACGUAGAAGAGGUUCUGGAAAAGGCUAAGGGGGAUUUGCCAGAAGAGAAAACAAGGGUUUUUACAGCCGUAAUUGAAAUGUUAAAAUGGUUUUCUAGUAAACAAAUAAGAAACACAGCGAGUAUUGGAGGAAAUAUAAUGACAGCAAGUCCUAUUUCUGAUUUAAAUCCUAUAUUUCAAGCCAGCACCACUAGAUUAGAAGUUGUUUCUAAAGGUUCAAAGUCAAAAGAACUUCUUAUGGAUAAAGAUUUUUUUCAAAGCUACAGACAAACUAUCAUCUCAGCUUCUGAUGUCUUGCUGUCUGUGACCAUUCCCUUUUCUGGAAAGGAUGAAUAUUUUGAAAGUUAUAAACAAGCUUUGAGAAAAGAUGAUGAUAUUGCUAUAGUUAAUGCCGGUAUGAGAGUAGUUUUUGAAAAUGAAUCCGACAUCAUCAAAGAACUCUAUUUAUCCUAUGGGGGAAUGGCAGCAACAACAGUUAUGGCGAAAACCACAAUGCAGAAACUGAUUGGAAGAAAAUGGGAUAAUAAUUUAGUACAAGUAGCCUGCCAAACUUUAGAAGAUGAUUUACCUUUAAAUGCUGAUGCUCCUGGUGGAACAAUAGAAUACAGAAGAACUUUAACUACGAGUUUCUUCUUUAAAUUUUAUUUAACAGUCGCACAACAACUAUAUAAUAAGGAAAUCAUACACAAUACCCCAAUACCACGAUCACAUCUGAGUGCCAUAGAAACACCCGAAUUAGGACCAAGUACGGGAAGCCAGGUUUAUGAAUUAGUUGGUGCUGCUCAGAAAGAUGAUAAUCCUAUAGGACGACCUAUUGUGCAUACAUCGGCUUACCAACAGGCUACAGGUGAAGCUGUCUAUGUUGAUGAUAUGUUACCGUUAAAGGGAGAACUAUUUAUAGCACCGGUUUACAGCUCUAAAGCCCACGCUACCCUACUGAACAUUGAUACGUCUGUUUCAUUGGAAAUACAUGGGGUCAUAGGUUAUAUAGAUCAUAGGGAUAUUAAAGGUGUCAACUACCUGGAAGUGAUUGAAGAACAGUUCCUGGCAGUCGACGAGGUAAUUGUAUAA